GGAAUCUUAUAUUCAUGGACGAAGGUAGUAUUUAAUAACUAGAUGGAGUAAAAGAGAGCAAGAAACAUUAGAAGAGAAAAGCACAAGAAACUAUAUUUUCAAGUGAAUAUGGAAAGCCUUUCUAAUUCCAUAGAGAAUAGUGUUGAAUGUGAGAGUAAGAGCAUAGAGAAUAGAGAAGAGGAAGAAAUUUUAGAGGAUGAAGAAGAAAGCUUCUCAUAUGCUAUGCAGCUUGCAGUCUCUGUUGCACUUCCCAUGGCACUUCAAGCUGCAAUUGAACUUGGUGUAUUUGAAGUGUUGCAAAAUGCUGGUAAAGGUGCUCGACUCACUGCUGAUGACAUUGUUUCCCGUCUUUCCAAAAUUAACAAUCCCGAAGCUUCCAAAAUGCUAGAUCGCAUUCUUGCUCUUCUUUCCUCUCACUCAGUGCUUAAGUGUUUUAUUGCUCCCAAUUCCUCUCAGAGACACUACUGCAUGACGGGUGUUGCCAAAUUUUUUGCUCCUAAUUUCGAUGGGUUUUCAUUAGCACCCUUGACUUCCUUGAAUAAUGAUAAGAUCAUAUUAGCUAGCUGGUCCCAUCUUAAAGAUUCAAUUCAGGAAGGAGAUACUCCAAUCAACAGGGCUCAUGGCAGCCAUUUCUUUGAUCUUCCCAGCUUAGACUCGAGGUUCAAUCAAGUUAUUAAUAAAGCAAUGAGCAAUCAUACAACUAUAGUCAUGAAGAAGGUUCUUGAAUGCUACAAAGGUUUUAGAGACAUAAAAAGUCUUGUGGAUGUUGGUGGUGGCCUUGGAAUAAACAUUAACAUGAUCACUUCAAAAUACACUCACAUUCAGGGAACCAAUUUCGACUUGCCUCAUGUCAUACAACAUGCUCCUUCCUAUCCUGGAGUGGAGCAUAUUGGCGGAGAUAUGUUUGAAAGCGUGCCCAAUGGUGAUGCCAUUUUUAUGAAGUGGAUGCUUCAUGAUUGGAAUGAUGAACGUUGCUUGAAACUUCUGAAGAAUUGUUAUGAUGCUAUUCCUGAUAAUGGGAAGGUGAUAGUUUUGGAGGCACUUCUACCUAUUAUGCCUAAGAAUGAAGUGGUUUGGAAAUCUAUCUCCCAAAUGGAUAUUCUCAUGAUGAAUCUUUUUUCAGAAGGCAAAGAGCGAACUGAGCAAGAAUUCAUGGAUUUGGCAACUAAAGCUGGAUUUCGUGGUAUCAAAUAUGAAUGUUGUACCUAUAACUUUUGGGUUAUGGAGUUCUUCAAGUAAAUUUACAACCGGGAUUUGAAAUUGUAAUUGUUUACCGAUGAGAUCUUCAUCGGUUGCUAUUUUUAGAGUGUUUUUAAUAAGUAUUAAUACAUUUUAUUAGUUUAGUAUUUAAUUUAGAGUCAUUUUAAAUAAAUUGCAAUUUUUGGUUUAUUGAGUCAAUCUGAGUGUUUUUC
Molecule: messenger RNA, 1412 nt
Organism: Trifolium pratense (red clover)
Lineage: Eukaryota; Viridiplantae; Streptophyta; Magnoliopsida; Fabales; Fabaceae
Product: caffeic acid 3-O-methyltransferase-like
Exons: 4
Coding region: 109-1239 (376 amino acids)
Biological process (GO): methylation
Molecular function (GO): O-methyltransferase activity; protein dimerization activity; S-adenosylmethionine-dependent methyltransferase activity
Source: RefSeq, a predicted model, not a curated record